AGAAGAAUGCGGUGUAGGAUUUUAUGUCGAGUCAAAAACAACAGGCUGUCCUUGCUUCACUGAAACAACUGCAUGUUUAUGAUUUUGUAGUUCGUGAUGUCAUGAGGGUGUUGGCUUUUAGGAAUUUCACUACUGAGGAGGCAGUUUAAAGUGCAGUCAGAAUUUUCAAGACCUGUGACUAUGUAGUUGGUUUCUUUUUUAGUUAGCUCUGAACAAAUGUACAGAUGGAUACACAGGCAUGUUUUUUUGGUAAGGAAUUAGCAUGUGGAAUAUGGAAGUGAUUUAAGUGGAUACGAUACCUGAAGGCAAUGUCGAGUCAGCCUGGAUUUUCAAACUCUGUUCCUCUACCAGGAUAUCCAUUCUACCAGGUAUCAUGCAGCCAUAAUCAGCAGACCACGUCUUUUAGACAUCCUGUAACAGGACAGGUUUCUCCAGAAAAUAUUGAAUUUAUUUUGCAAGAAGAGCAGAAUUCACCUAUGUCCAAGCAACAAAUAAACCAAAGACCUUCAAGUAUGGUUAGUGAAACAUCCACUGCAGUAACUGCAUCUACUGUUGAUACAAAGCCUACUCCUAAGGUUGUGAAGGCUGGAAACAAAGUGCAUAGCUUUGGAAAGAGGGAGCAGGCUAUCAGGAGGAAUCCCAAUGUUCCUGUUAUAGUAAGAGGCUGGUUACACAAACAGGACAGCUCUGGAAUGAGAUUAUGGAAGAGACGGUGGUUUGUGCUUGCUGAUUAUUGUUUGUUUUACUACAAAGACAGCAGAGAAGAAUCUGUUUUGGGUAGCAUACCGUUGCCUAGUUACGUAGUAUCUCCUGUUGGACCUGAAGAUCGCAUAAAUCGCAAAUUUUCUUUUAAGGCUGUUCACACAGGGAUGAGGGCAUAUAUUUAUAAUAAGAAUUCUGUUAUUGGCUCUCAGGCAGAGCAUUCAGGGAUGCGGACAUACUACUUCAGUGCAGAUACGCAAGAGGAUAUGAAUGGCUGGAUCCGGGCUAUGAAUCAAGCUGCCCUUAUGCAAACACACUCUUCACUGAAAAGAGAAACUGAAAAAGUGGAUCCGCAAGCUGUUCCCCAAGCCAAUCACGUGGAUGCCUGUAAAGAGCGUGUGAAGACAGAGAUUACAGAUUUAAAAGAAAGUUAUCAAAAAUCAGUGGAAACAUUUGGAUAUGGUAAGCGUGAAGAGAUAAGAAGAGAAGAAGAGGAGGAGGAGUGUUAUAUCCAUGGAAAAGAAACUCUGGAAGCUAAGAAAGGAAAGGCCAAGCAUGCAUUAACAGAAGCUGAUCCGUUAUAUCCAGAUUUAAUGAGUGCACCUCGGUCCCAAGUAGCUCAGCCUCAGCCAGUUGAGAAGAAUGGAACGCUCCCUGGCUCAUUAAAUAAGAGCGCUGGUCUAGUGGAGCAGAAUGGUACCAGCUCAUAUAAAAGAGGGUUUGUUCCCAGAACAAAUCCAGAUAAACAGAUUCAAAGAAAAAGUAACAUGGCUCAAGUGGAGCACUGGGUAAAAGUCCAAAAAGGAGAUACAAAGAGCCUCACUUCAGAUCAGACUCUUACACGUCAGGGUCCCCAUCCGUCUCUGUCUCUUCCUGAAAACUAUCACACCUUGCCAAAGAACACCAGGCAGCCUUCAGGGAGUUCACCACCGCCACCAAACCGCAAUUUGCCGAGUGACUACAAAUACGCCCAAGACCGCGUUAGCCACUUGAAGAUGUCACAGGAGGAAAGAAAAGCAAAUAAGGAUGGAACUGUUUGGCAGCUGUAUGAGUGGCAACAGAGACAGCAAUUUAAACAUGGCAGCCCCACUGCCCCACUUUAUGUAGGCUUUUCAGACUUUGUUGAUCGUGGAAAGUCAAAAAGUUCAUUGGAUGUUCCACGAUCAAUAUCUGUUCCACCAUCUCCAUCUGAUAUUCCUCCGCCUGGACCCCCAAAAAGCUUUCCUCUAAGGAGACCACACACUCCUGCAGAGAGGCUCACAGUUAAACCAUCGGACGAGAGACAAACCGUAGAAAUUCCUUUUGCUGGAUCACCCAGGAAGAUUCGAAAUCAAGCUAUAAAGAGCUCAACCCACGCUGAUCGACGCUCUAUGCCAGCUAUGGGCUACAUGACCCAUACUGUAAGCGCACCCAGUUUGCAUGGCAAGUCGGCUGAUGACACUUACAUCCAGUUGAAAAAGGAUUUGGAGUAUCUGGAUCUAAAGAUAGAAAAUAAUGGACCUCUGAUCAACAUGAUUUACAAAGUGCUAAAGAACUCAGCACAAGGGUUACUAUCCAGUAUACAUGUGACGGGACGUGAGACGUUGAAAGAACGAAGUACAAAACCUGUCAAGAUCGCAGAAAGCGAUAUUGAUGUCAAGUUAAGUGUUUUCUGUGAGCAGGACAGAAUUCUGCAGGACUUGGAAGACAAAAUAAGAGCCCUGAAGGAAAAUAAAGAUCAGCUGGAGUCUGUUUUGGAGGUUUUACACAGGCAGAUGGAACAGUACAGAGACCAACCACAACAUGCAGAAAAGAUUUCUUACCAGCAGAGACUUUUGCAAGAGGAUCUCAUACAUAUUCGGGCUGAAAUAUCCAAAGUUUCAACUGAAAUGGAAAUUGCCUGGAAUGAAUAUCUGAAAUUAGAAAAGGAUGUGAACCAGCUGAAGCGAGCCUUACAGGAGCAGAUGAACAGUUCACUUGUAUCUCAGGAGAAAACACAAAUACAAAAAGACUUAUGGAGAAUUGAAGAUGUUACAGCUGGCUUGAGUGCAAGUAAAACUAACUACAAAACCAUAGUAGAAUCAAUCAAGAAUCCAGAGAGAAAAACAGUGCCUUCAUUUUCUCAGUCUACAGUGCCUUCUUUACCAACUUCUCUGAAAUCCGUGGAGAACAAACUUUCCAUUCCACAAAGUCCUCCAUCUAGUCCCAUUAAAUCCUCUUUGGAAGUUAGGCUGUAUCCACAGCCUUACUUCCAGGCUAGAACACAGCACCAAACACAGCAGCUGAAAAAGAUCGAGCCCCCUCUUCAGUCGCCAGUUAAGCUAACGCCAAAGGUUGAAGAUGAAGCACCACCCAGACCUCCUCUCCCUCAGCUGUACAGUCCUGAUGAUCAGCCACCAGCUGUUCCGCCUCUUCCGAGAGAAGCCACUGUCAUCAGACAUACAUCAGUGCGGGGACUGAAACGUCAGUCAGAUGAAAGAAAGAGAGACAGAGAACUAGGACAGUAUGUAAAUGGAGAUUAUAGGGUAGAACUGCGUUCGUACAUGAGUGAACCAGAGCUAGCAACGAUACAUGGUGACCUCAGCCAACCUUCCAGUGGUUUAAUAACCUCUGACGGUGGAUACCAGACAUUACCUACCCGUGGUUUAUCUGGAUCAACUUCCAGAUUGCACCAGUCAUCCACCAUUUCAUCUUAUGCAACACUUCGACGGGAUAGGUCCAAGGAGAGACCAAAGAGUGCCUUGGAACGUUUAUACUCUGGAGACCACCAAAGAGGCAAGAUGAGCGCAGAGGAACAACUAGAAAGAAUGAAACGACAUCAGAAAGCAUUAGUUCGUGAACGCAAGAGAACUCUUAGCCAAGGAGAAAGGCAGCCUGUUUCAUCUCGAUCUUUCAUCAGGCCCAUUUCUGCAGACCUAGGCUCAUGGAAACGAGAGCAAGAAUUUGAUUUGCAGUUACUUGAGAGGGUAAUUCGUGGAGAAGACAAGGAUGAAAACAACUGGUUAAAAAUUCAGCCAGUGGCAAUAACAGAGACAGACCUGGAGCCUCAAGAUUAUGAUUUAGAUAUCAGCAGAGAGUUGUCAAAACCUGAGAAGGUUGCAAUUCCAGAGCGCUAUGUUGAACUGGAGCCAGAAGAACCUCUUUCUACAGAAGAGCUGGCAGCAAGGCAACGUAAAGCAGAAAAGAUAAAGAAUAUUCUUACUAAAUCAAGCAUGCACAAUCUACAGCCUACUAUUGCCCAGGACAAACACAGCUCCGUUGAUCUAGAUUCACAGCUGCAAGAGCAGGAACGCAUCAUUACCAUAUCAUACACUCUGGCUUCUGAAGCCUCUCAGAGGAGCAAGGAGGUAGCAGCCAAAGCAGUAACUGAGCAUUGACAUAAGACUCAAAGUAAAACCCACCUAGCGACACCGCAUGGAAGAAAGAAGAGUUCAUUGCCAGCUUUCUGUGAAGAUACUCACCAACUGACCACAUGUCCUUUUGAAAAUAUAUUCUGAGAGUAAUAGGGGGAUUUUCUAUGAAAACUAAGCAAUUUGCAAAUCAUUUUAUUUUGACUUCAGUUUAGUUCAGACUUUUUAUAUGAAUAAAUGGCACUUUUAACAGACUCUAUAAGAUACUGACAAUGUAUUUUUAGAACAGAAUAUAUUUUAGAACUUUUUUAAAUCAGGGGCUGAAUUCAUUUUAAGAGGAACUACUUACAUAAAUGUUACAAGAUGCUGUUACUUCCCCCUCAGGCUUAGAUGCACAAUGUAAGGUUUCAUGAAGAAACGUAAAUUGAACAAUCCUAGAAGCACAUUCAAAGCGUAUUAUCGAUAAUGCGAACUCAGUUGAGAGGUUUACUGAAAGAGAGUUUUGGAAUGGAUAUUUUCUAGAGCUAAUCACUCACUCUAUUGCCCGUUAAACAAUGCGUUGCAAGGAAUUAGCUUGGGUUUCUAAAUGCCACUAAUCACUCUAUAGCUGAAAUUGUCUACGAAAGGCAUGAUAAGACUCAGUUUUAACUCCAAUUUUCUUUUUGAUCCCAUAUGACUAACUUGCCGUUAUCAACAUACAGUAUGUUAUGUUGCUCUUGACAGUAAUGUUGUCCCCUCGGUAACAAACAGCUGACAUCAUAUUUUUUCAUGAGUUGAGAUGUGGAAGAAAAAGAAACUUUUAAUUAAAAUAUGUGCAGUAAGCAAUAAAAUUUAAUAGCAUGUGUCAUUUUACUAGUAAGUGUAUAUUUUUCUUCUGAUUUUUUUUUUUUCAGUAAGCAAUAAAGUAUGAUGUAUUAACUAGUAUUUAUCCUGGAAACAGCAAAGCUAAUGUAAUAUGGCACCUGCUAAUUUUGUGUGUAGAUUCUGUGGUGCUCAGCUUUGCCAGACUUUCAAAUUCAGUGUUUUACUUAUGUAUAGGGCAAAGAGUGAGGUGGUUACAUAGGGAGAAAAUGAGAUUAAAUGAAUUGCUGCGACUCCUUUACUUGAAAAACUGUGUACACACUGAAUGCAAGAAAUUGCCCAAUAUCAUGCAAUUAUUAGUUGAGUUCAGCUCUGAAUAAGAAUGACUGAGAAAUACUUCUGCAGUAUUUUGGGAAACCACUACCGUGUUUAUUUGCUGUAUUCAAGUAAUAGUUGCAAACCCUUGAAAUUGAUUGACUUUCAAGUUUCAGACUGUAAGACAAAUCAUAUUCUGUUAACACUAUACUCAGAAAUAUCCUUAAAGUAUGUAUUUAGCUAAUGCAAUCUAUUUUACCUCAAUACUGCCAGUAUCAACUUCAAAACAUUUUGCCAAAAUAAUGAUUUAUUUUUGCCUUUAUAAAAAGUUUUGAAAAAUAAAUAUUUUGCAAGAAAACAUUAAUUUAAAUAAAAUGUAACAGUUUGGAAAAUGGUAUAUGUACAGAUUAAAAUAUUAACAGAACUGCCUCCUUUUGCCUGUCUUGUCUGCUCUCUAAUCAGUAUCCAUAUAGUUUAAAAUUCCUGCGUUGUUUGUGCUGUUCUAGCAUUUUGUUCUUCUUUGGUUCAAAUCCCUUUGAAGUUCCUGAGUUUUGCACUGAUUGCAGUAG
Molecule: messenger RNA, 5716 nt
Organism: Struthio camelus australis
Lineage: Eukaryota; Metazoa; Chordata; Aves; Struthioniformes; Struthionidae
Source: RefSeq, a predicted model, not a curated record